GCUCGCUCGUAUUUUUAGCUCUCCCCUGAGCUCUCUCUCUCUCUCUCUCAUCAAGCUCGCUCUCCCAAGCUCUCGCCAUGGCCAAGAACACAUGCAAGCUCUGCUCCCGCCGCUUCGCCAGCCCCCGCGCCCUCGCCGGGCACAUGCGCGCCCACUCCAUCGCCGCCGCCAAGUCGCAGAUCUCCUCGGCGUCGUCGGCCUCGACCUCCCUCGCGGUCGGCGGCGGCGGCGGUUUCGACGACGACACCGACGCCAAGAAGCCCGGCCCCAUCCAGGGGCACGUGCUGCGGGAGAAGCCCAAGCGCCGCGCCCGCCUCGCCGCGUCCGACUUCUCGGAUCGCGAGAGCGAGACGACGGACUACUACUCGCCCGACGCCAAGCGCUCGCCCGGCGGAUCGGGGGACGCCGAGCCGGUGAGCUCGGUCUCCGACGGGGACACCCCGGUGGAGGACGUCGCGCUGUCCCUGAUGAUGCUCUCCCGCGACUCCUGGCCCGCGCCGCCGCCGCCGGCGUACUACUCCGCCUACCGCGCCGACUCCGACGACGAGGGCGGCGCCCGCCCGGCUGCCGCGGCGCAGAAGCGGACGCGGUACGAGUGCCCCGCGUGCAAGAAGGUGUUCCGAUCGUACCAGGCCCUGGGGGGGCACCGCGCCAGCAACGUGCGCGGCGGCAGGGGCGGCUGCUGCGCGCCCCCGCUCAGCACCCCUCCGCCUCCCGCCCCGCUGCAGCCAUUGCUGGAAUGCGACGACGGCGGGGAGGAGGACCCGUCGAAGGCGCAGCCGCACGAGUGCCCCUACUGCUUCCGCGUGUUCCCGUCCGGGCAAGCUCUGGGCGGCCACAAGCGGUCCCACCUCUGCUCGGCCGCCGCCGCCGACCCCUCGAUCGCGAUGAAGAGCCUGGGCUUCAUUGAUCUGAACCUCCCCGCGCCCUUCGACGACGUGGAGCACUCCGCCGUGUCAGAUCCCUUCCUCUCGUCGAAGCCAGCGGGUUCCUGAAAGCAAAGCAGAGCAAGCAAGCCGGCUGCUUUGUCCCGCUCGCCUUUCGGUUGAUUCCAACGGAGACGAUUCGAGCCAAGGAUCAGAAGGGUAAGGAAGAAAGAGUUGCUGCUUAACAAAGCAGCAAGAAAGGUAAAGAAACCGAUAAAAAACAGGAUUGGCGACAUCUUUGCUUGGGUCGGGUAGUUCUUUUCUCCUAGUAUUUGUUCGCAAUCGCAUUGAUUCAAUCAGCUACAAUAUCGCUGUAGACCUCCGUUUCGUUCUGUCUUUUUGUUCGUUUCAAGCCAUGGCGCAGAGCAGCGACUAGGGCAGCUAAACAGAGCCAAGCUAGCUAGUUCUUGAAUUCUCAUCUGGAAUCAAGCAGGGAAAAUAUCCCGAAA
Messenger RNA from Panicum hallii, 1375 nucleotides. RefSeq names its product zinc finger protein ZAT1-like. Gene Ontology annotation, biological process: regulation of DNA-templated transcription. Bases 78 to 995 code for a protein of 305 amino acids. The record is from RefSeq and is a predicted model, not a curated record. The transcript has a single exon. Lineage: Eukaryota; Viridiplantae; Streptophyta; Magnoliopsida; Poales; Poaceae.